CCAUUUUGUGAAUUAUUGGUUGGUGAGUGGAACCCAGACCUCACCAAGCUCUAGGGAAACGGUGUCUAGAUGGAAUUUUGUAUUUGUGGUUCUGGCAACGACCUUUUUUGGAACACCAUUAUUUUUGUCUUGCUCUCUCUCUAGUCUAGAACAAAGAUGUAUAAAGAAUGCAUUGUUUACCUUCCAGCUUCGAUUAAACCAUUUAAUCCAGACAAUUUAGUGAAAAUUCUGUAAGCAUACCCAUGUCAUUAUAUUUUGACAGUCUUUUCCGUUCUUGAUGUUGACUGAUGUCAUCCACGAACUCCAGCGGCCCCGCCUCUUCCUCCUCUUCCCCCAUAUGAUCGUCAUUCUCCACACGGCGUCUCUCCGCGGCCAUGGUAACAGCACCGUCUAACGGACUACUGCAGACAACAACAGAAACAAGUGCUUCUCUUUGAGACAGUUCCAGUACAGAGACAUUGUCCUCCAUUUAAGAUGAACCUGGCAGAGAUCUGUGACAACGCUAAGAAGGGCAGAGAGUAUGCUCUGCUGGGAAACUAUGACUCCUCUAUGGUCUACUACCAGGGAGUGAUCCAGCAGAUACAUAAACACGGCCAAGCCCUCAGAGACCCUGCACUCAAAGUCAAGUGGCAACAGGUGAGACAGGAGUUGUUGGAGGAGUAUGAGCAGGUGAAAGGCAUUGUGGGUACUCUGGAGAGUUUUAAGGUGGACAAGCCAGCUGACUUCCCCGUCCCUCAGUCUGAGGAGGGUCCCAGAGACCCUGCAGUGUGGCCCCCACCCACCCCUGCAGAGCACAGGGCCCCUACUGCAGUGAAGCGUCCUAACAGUGGGGUGAAACCCCAGCAGAGGAAGGACUCUCCAGGUAUGCAGCCCAGAGGGGCUCCGGGAGGGAGGGGCCAGACCAACCCUAAAACAGACCGGCCCGCCCCCAGGGACGCCCCCCGAGGCACCAAGGUCAGAGACGACAAGGGUAAGAAGAGCUGUAGCAGAGGGAGCAGGGAUGGAGAGCUGAAGAAGUUUGAUGGUUCGGGGUACGACAGUGACUUAGUGGAGGCACUGGAGAGAGACAUCGUCUCCCGCAACCCCAACAUACACUGGGGGGACAUUGCUGACCUGGAGGAUGCUAAGAAGCUGUUGAGAGAAGCGGUGGUUCUGCCCAUGUGGAUGCCAGACUUCUUCAAGGGUAUACGCCGACCCUGGAAGGGUGUGUUGAUGGUGGGCCCACCAGGGACAGGGAAGACCAUGCUGGCUAAAGCCGUGGCUACAGAGUGUGGCACCACCUUCUUCAACGUGUCCUCCUCCACGCUCACCUCCAAAUACAGAGGAGAGUCUGAGAAACUGGUUCGCCUGCUCUUUGAGAUGGCGAGGUUCUAUGCCCCGACCACCAUCUUCAUAGAUGAGAUAGACUCCAUUUGUGGGAGUCGAGGGAAGUCGGACGAACACGAAGCCAGCCGCAGAGUCAAGUCAGAAAUACUGGUACAGAUGGACGGUGUGGGGGGAGCUUCAGAGAAUGACGAUCCCUCUAAGAUGGUGAUGGUUCUGGCUGCUACUAACUUCCCCUGGGACAUCGACGAGGCACUACGGAGACGACUGGAGAAGAGAAUCUACAUCCCACUGCCUACAGCUGUGGGUCGUGCUGAACUGCUGGGGAUCAGUCUAAAGGAGGUGGAUGUGGCUGAUGAUGUGGACCUGGCUCUCAUCGCUGACAAGAUAGACGGAUACUCUGGAGCUGACAUCACCAACGUCUGCAGAGAUGCAUCUAUGAUGGCUAUGCGUCGGCGUAUCCAGGGCCUCUCUCCAGAGGAGAUCAGAGCUCUGUCUAAAGAAGAGCUUCAGAUGCCUGUCACCAUGGACGACUUCACAAUCACCUUGAAGAAGAUCUCCAAGUCUGUCUCCGCUGCCGACUUGGAGAAGUACCAGGCCUGGAUGGACGAGUUUGGAUCUGUCUAGAGAGAGGACACAGCACCAGGAGUGGAAGAAAGGACUGUAAGAGCAGAGGGGGAGAGGACCAGUGGGGAUUGGAGGGGGAGAGGACCAGUGGGGGUUGGAGGGGGA
Molecule: messenger RNA, 2055 nt
Organism: Salvelinus sp. IW2-2015
Lineage: Eukaryota; Metazoa; Chordata; Actinopteri; Salmoniformes; Salmonidae
Gene: katnal1
Product: katanin p60 subunit A-like 1
Biological process (GO): microtubule severing
Cellular component (GO): microtubule cytoskeleton
Molecular function (GO): microtubule binding; ATP hydrolysis activity; microtubule severing ATPase activity
Source: RefSeq, a predicted model, not a curated record